AUGAGUUUACAAAAUAAUAUUAUAGUUUUUUUUUAUUUUUUUGUUUUUUUUAUAUAUUUAAAUAUUGAUUACGUAGAAUUAAAAAUAAAUAAUAUAGGCCCUGAUGAUAAUUUAAGAAUUUUUGGUCCAGAUAUAUUGGGUUCAGUUAUAAAUGCAGAACAUAAUAGUUCGUCUAGUAAUAAUGAACAAGGAGGAGGCGAAUCAGGAGAUGCUAACUUAAGAAGCAGUUCAAGGAAAGAAUCAUUAAAUAUAACAGGUAGUGAUUCAUUAAGUGGUAGACUCGGUGAAAAUGGCAUAAAUAUAGUGUAUAUAGAAAAUAAUAGAAGAGAUGAACAAGAAAGUGAAGAAAAUAAAGUAAAUAAUGAAGAGAAAUUAAAUAAGGAAACAAGUGUAGUUGAGCAGAAAAAUGAAUCAGAAGAAGAAAAUAUUAAUGAACUAGAAACAAAAUUAAAAGAAGAAGAAGAAGAAGAAGAAGGAGAAGGAGAAGGAGAAGAAGAAGAAGAAGGAGAAGAAGAAGAAGGAGAAGAAGAAGGAGAAGAAGAAGAGGAAGAAGAAGAGGAAAAGGGAGAAGAAGAAAAAGAAAAAGAAGGAAAUGAAGAAAAAAAGGAAUAUGAUAAUGAACCAAAACUAGUAGAAACACAUAAUGAAAAGACGAUAAAUAAUAAUAAAUAUAUAAAUGCAAUGCCACAAGCAAAAAUAAAUAUUAAGAAUCCAUGGAAUAACAUAUUUGAUGCAUUUAAAGUAUCAUCACAACAUAAUGGUGUUAAUUAUUUCAGAAGAGAAAUUCAAAAUGAAUACGCUUUUAAAAAUGGAUUAUAUUUUACUGCAACAACUGCUGGUGCAUAUAAUAAACUAGUAGAUACAAGUAAAUAUGCUUAUAUGAAAUUUCCUGAUGAUACUAUGAUUUUAGUUAUAACAGCUAAUAAAUUCUUUUUUCAAGAUUUGAUAUAUUCAACUAAUAAAUAUAUUGCUGUUAAGAAAAAAUUUACUUUUAUAAUAAAUAAUAUAAUACGUAAUUUGAAGAAUAAAUUUUUUUUUAAAAAUUAUCAAUAUCAAUAUUUAUUUAGAAGUGAUCCUUUUGGUUAUGAUGAAUCGAAAAAAUUGUUAGAUUUUGAUUUAUUGGGAGAAUUAUCAAAAGUAACACAAACGAUAUAUCUUGAUCCUUAUAAAAAAAAUAAAGUAAGUAUGCAUAAGUUAUACGGUGGAUGGUUUCACUUUUUGGGAAUUCUAGUAGUAAAUGGAUAUUCUUUUAAUCAAAUAGAUAAUGGAGAAAAGGUAGAUGUAGUACCCAAUUAUUUAAUAAAGGAAUUUAUAGGUCAAGUUAAUAAGAGAAAUGAUGGAUAUAAUAAUGGUUUUACAAUGGGAUUGUGGAGAGAUUUUCCAAGAAAUAGAUAUGCUCCUUGGAGGUUUUCAUUAGAAUUAUUUUUAUGGGAUCUUAUGAACAUUUUACCUCAUGAAUUACCACAUCCAGCUAACCUUAUAUUAUCUUAUAACAAUAAUAACAACAUAAUAAAAAAUAAAGAUCAAAAUGAAGAAUUAAAUAAAAAUUCAAAAUAUACUAAAGAAGAAAUAUUAAACUGGAAUUUAAUUUUAAAAGAAUAUAUAAAAGACUUAAAAGGCCUUGAUGUAGCAAUGGUUUCAGCUGAUGAUUAUAUUAAAGUAGUUAGUCAUAAUGAUAAUAAUAAUCUUACUUAUAAAAAUUAUCAGGCAGAAAAAUCCAAUGGUUAUAUUUUCCUUAUAUUAUUAAAUAAAGAAUUUUUUGUAGACGAAUUUUUAAAAAGUGAAAAUUAUAAAGAGUCAAAAAAUGAAUAUUUUGAGAGGCUUAUGGAAGAUAUAUUGGAUAAACUUAAAGGUAUUUUAAAUGAUUUAAAAGAUAUUUUAUGUCCUAAUGAUAAUAAUAAAAACCCAGUUUAUCAAUUUUACAAUUAUUUAUCAAAAGAAGAAAAUUAUAAAAUAUUGAAUCCUCAUAUAUUAGGAGAAAUUGCAGGAAUAACAAAACAUCUUAAAUGCGAAAAUAUUCCUAAUAAUAAAUGCACAAAAGAUGUAUCAAUACAUUAUAAAUAUGGUGGUUGGUUCGAAUUUGGUGGAGCAAUAUAUAUAAAAAAUGUAAAUUAUAUUAAACCAGUUUAUGAAAAACAUGAUAUUAUUAAAAAGGAAUAUGAAAAUCCUAUUUUAAUGCAAGCAAAUUGUAGUUGCCAGAGUGCAGGUUUAUGGAGAGAUAUACCAGAAAAGAAUAUGGCUCCUUAUAGAUAUCCCUUAGAAGUUUUUAUUUUAGAAAAUCCCCAAUUCAAUAUUUUGAAUAUACGAGAUAUUCAUCCAUUUAUAUUAGUAGAUUUAUUAAAUAAAGGAUUACAUGCUAUAAGAAUUCAAGCAGCAGAAGCAGAUGGGAUAAAUAACAACAAAAGAGAAACAACUAAUGCUCUCCCUAAUGAAGAAACUAAAGAAUUACAGAAAGAGGAUCAUGAAGAAGUUUACGCAGAUCAUAACAGGAAUGAAAUUAAUGUAGAGAAUAUAACGAGAAAAUGCUUAAAAUCAGAAGAAAAUGAAAAAAUUUUAAAUAGUGAAAUUUCUACCAAAGGUAACGAUGAUGAUGAAGUAAUAGAAGAAGAUGACGCUAUCUUUGAUAAUGAAGAAAGAAAAUUAUUAAGCGAAUUUGAUGCAAGUGCAACACUUAAGGGAAAUAUCGGAAACAAUUAUGAAAUCCAUGAUAAUAAAAAUGAAGGAUACGAAAGCGAAGGUGAAUAUGAAGAAAUUGAAGAUAACUAUGAAAUUGUAGAAGGUAAUGAUAGUAUAAAAAAUAAGAGCAAUGAUAUAAUGAAAGAACAUGAUUCAUUAAAAGAUUCUUCAAAAUAUACUGAAGGCAUACUAUAUAGCAAUGAAAUAGAAGAAGAUUUAGAAAGAAAUAACUUAGAAGAUAUUAGUGAUUCUUAUGAAAUAGAUGAAGAUAAAAAUGAUUUAAAUUUAUUGACUUCUAAAAAAGAUAAUACAGAUGAUUUCAAUGGUAAAGUACUCAUAUUCAUGAUAAUAUGUCUUAUAGCUAUUUGCAUUGCAUUACUUGUUAGUGUUGGAAUUAGAUUAUAUUCAAAAUUUAUGAAAAAAAAAGGAGAAAACAAUAGAAUGGUAAUGGAUUUCAAAGAUAGGGAAGAAAUUCCAGUUGUUCAAGGUAUUCCAGCACCAUGGUUAAAUGCAUAA
Molecule: messenger RNA, 3192 nt
Organism: Plasmodium relictum
Lineage: Eukaryota; Apicomplexa; Aconoidasida; Haemosporida; Plasmodiidae
Product: conserved Plasmodium protein, unknown function
Exons: 1
Coding region: 1-3192 (1063 amino acids)
Source: RefSeq, a predicted model, not a curated record